This is a messenger RNA of Anneissia japonica, 3356 nucleotides long. RefSeq lists its product as uncharacterized. Gene Ontology annotation, molecular function: scavenger receptor activity. The record is from RefSeq and is a predicted model, not a curated record. The coding region runs from base 212 to 2644 and encodes 810 amino acids. The transcript has 9 exons. NCBI's taxonomy places the organism in Eukaryota, Metazoa, Echinodermata, Crinoidea, Comatulida, Comatulidae.
AGUGUUUUUGUCUUUUCCGUUUCCUGAUUAGGCUAUUCAUUGGCAUAGCGUUAAAUAUUGACUGCAUUAUUCCUGCAUGUUGACUUUACGGUUCUAUCUAUCACUAAACGGUGCUCGACCUGAAAUAAGAGCAUAAUGCUUUUGUAUUUGUACCAAUAAUCCAAUUUUUGACAGAAAUAUUACAAACAAUUCAUAUGUGUACAUUGAAUACAUGUUAUACCAAUGCUCCUUGUGGAAACAAUACUGCUUAAAUAUGGGAAUCGUACACUUUGCUUUGAUUUUACCCUUCCUGGCAGGAAUCAUGGACGGAAUGCCAAACCGGGGAAACAGACAACAGUCAGGAGGAUUUUCAUGCAGUGAUAUAACAAUAAUGCAAAAAGGUUGGGAUCAUUACUUCAGAUGCUGUAAGAAUGGAUACGCAGGCACAAGCCCUUGUCCAAUUGACUGUCCAUGCCAAAACAACGCUAAAUGCGAACCAGAAAAACGUCGUUGCGUUUGUCCGGCAGGUUGGACGGGACGCUUCUGCCAAGACAAAUGUAUGGAGGGUAAAUAUGGCAUGAACUGCUCACAUCGAUGUAACUGUGGUGAUGGGGCGCGCUGCGACAGAUUCACAGGCAACUGCGUCUGCAAGCAACCAGAUUGCCGCGACAGAUGUCCAAACGGAUUCUAUGGUGCCGAUUGCUCAGAGAAAUGUGUUUGCGAUGAUUCGGGAUGCGAUACUAUCUUAGGGAAUUGUAUUUGUAAAAAUGGUGGAACUAUUGUAAGAAUGGACAAAAGCGAGUUGUGCUUAUGUUCGCCCGGAUGGCAGGCUUCUAAAUGUGAUGAGAAAUGCUAUACUGGUUACUAUGGAGAUGGGUGUCGCCAUAAAUGUGGCGCGUGCAGUGAAAAUGCAACCUGCGAUCACGUGACAGGUCACUGUACUUGCAUAGACAAAGAAAGAUGUGGCAACACAUGUCAGGUUGGAUACUCGGGUAUUAAAUGUCUAAAACGUUGUCGAUGCCCCCACUCCAGUCCUUGUACCACUCAGGAUGGUGACUGUGGCUGUUUCAAAGGUCAAAUAUGUGUACCAGAAACAUUAAGCGACGAUGGUUCUGAAAGUCAAACGUCGACACUGUUAGCAGCGAGUCUCCCAGCAGCAAUGUUCGUCGUAUGUGCCGUUAUGGCGUUAGCAACCAAGAUUAUGUGUACACGAUGUAGGAAUGCAAAAGCGGGCAGCAGGGACGAUACAUAUGCCACUGUGAAUGAAAUGGAAGAAAAGUGUUUGGAAAAAGAUGAAUCAUGUGUUCGUCCAACGAGUCAAUGCUUCACAAAUAAAACUUACAACAGUGUUAUAGAUAUAUUGCCAAAAGGAAUGACUGUAAUGCAUCUUGUCUACGACGAUGCGAACAAUCCUGCUGUCAGCCACACGUAUCCAAGAACUCCCAAGGCUAAAGAGAAACCUCAUAUUGCUAAAAUGUGUCUUGGAGAUACGGCGGGAUCCCCUGCAUCACUGCCAACACCACUUGACGCGUCUGGUGAAUAUCAAGAGUACAAACAGGACGAUUCACAACCUGAAUACAUGGGGUUGAUGAAAAAUGCCGUCUGGAAUUUCUUUAGACACAGCAACGAAAAUGAAGAUAUUUAUGAGGAAGCAUUUGAUUGUCCUGGAGGAGGAAUACCGCGGAUUAAUAUUCAGAACAGUGACGGUAGUCCUCCUGCCGGAAAUAUCCACGUUUUGCAAGCAGAAAUGCAUGCAACUCAAAAGAGUCCUACAAAUACAAAGGACUCCAAUAGCAGCCUAAAUGAUCUAUCGUCAAUUUACUCAAACAUUAUCAUUUGUCCGAUGUCUAUUAACGAAUUUGAAGAAAGUUUCAAGACAGAAAUGUCAGACGCGACUGAAGAUAGUGUUUUAUUGAGUCGCGAUACAAAGAGUAGUAUGUAUUCAAAUCUCAAAUACAACCUACAAAAUACAGGAAUUAAGUACGACGCAAAAAAGGGAAGCAGUGAGCAAAUAUCAGAAGAAAUGACUGAUGUAGUUGAUCAUGUGCUUCACUUUAGCGGGAAAGGUAGCGAUGAACAUCCGCUACAUCAUAAUAGGCCGCGCUCAGUUCGCAGACAAAUUAAAAGUUGUGGUAGUGAAUACAUAGAAGCCAUAAACCCAAUUUAUGCCGAGUUGCAAUUUAGUCAACCGGACAAUGAACAAGAAAGUAGUACAGUGGAACCGGGUAAAUGGAAAGCACUUGAGCAUUUAUUUGCAGACGAUCUGUAUGCGAAUCUUGAACUGAUUAGUUCUUCUGAAGCAAUCGAUUCUGAGAAUGAAGGAGUUCUUUACACAAAAGUUGAUAAAGGCCAAAAGAACCCUAGUCCAGGCGGUAGCCCUACCAUCUCACUAAGAACGAGAGAGCGUGUCGGGGUGUACACAACCCUCGAUCGAAAACUUAAGUGUGGAAAGUUACUGAGUAAACCUAGUAAAUGGACUUCACAAGAUAAAGGAAAAACUGUUGACUUCCGGUUAUCACCUCCUUCACCUAGCAUGAUUCUAAAGUCCUAUGAUGCUGCCAAAUAUAAAACAAAAGACUGUGCUAGACCGUUACUUAGUCGUUCACAUAGCUAUGGCUUCGAUGACGCAAGAGAAUCUCGACAUGUUCAGAGUAAAAACUCAUGAUUGAAUAUUGACGCUCAUUGUGUUUGAUGCAAAUAUUUCAUGUAGCUCUGGAUGGUUGGCAGGAUGAACUAAAUCACUGACAUCCAGACAUCUUUUAAUGUCAGACUUACAAUACUUCGUUGAGCAUCGUCUAAAAGUUGCGAAGCCCACUGGUUUAUUUUUGUAUAGAUGACAUCCAUGGAAGUUGAUGCCUUGUAGAAGCAUGCGUGGCUUUUUGACAUGUAUAUAUUGCUAUGCAAUGAAUGAUGGUGGAUCAUGACAAUCAGUACGACAAACAAGGUGUUAGGAUUAAUCAAGUUUAAAAUGGAAAAAUUACUUUGGAUCAAAAUGACUUUAACGACCAUUUUGGUUCAAAAUGAUUUCGACGACCAUCGAGCUGUUUUACCAACACCGAUGUUCAACAUUCCGUUCACUAUUCAUCAAACAUUUUGAAGAAUUUCUUGACUCCCUACAAAGUAGGCCUAUCUUUGUUGCCAUACUCGAUUAUGAUCUCAAUUAUAAUAAAUAUAAAACGUUUGAUUUAAUGAAAAUAUCUUUGUAGAACGUACUCUAGCUAGGCCUGUAAUGUUGUUUAUAGGCUUGUUCACGAAUACAGCAGUGUACAUAGUGCAACCGCCUAUGAUGCUUUAAUUUUAAGGUAUCAAACAGAACCCAAUCAACUGUAUCCCUGGUAUGACGAUCUAUCUUAAUGUUAUUAAUGCUUUAUAUAGAU